GGUCAGUUCCUGGACAUGAGGAACCAGUCGUGUAAAGCGUGUAUUGCUGGCACUUAUUCUCUGGGGACUGGCGUCGAAUUCAGUCAGUGGGAUGAGCUGCCACCAGGGUUCAUCAACAAAGCCACAACUCAAGACAUGUCAGAUGAAUUUACUGAGGCGUUCGAGAACUGUACCACGUCCAAGUGGACUCUUCAAACCGAUUUCAUAGCGUCCAACACAGACGAGUGCAGAGCGACCCUGAUGUACUCCGUGUACCUGAAACAGCCGGGCACCGUCUCGUUUGAGUACCUGUAUCCCGACACCGAUAUAUUUUUCGAAUUCUUUGUUCAGAAUGAUCAAUGUCAAGCUAUGGACUCUGAAUCGAAAGGGAUAAGAAGAACUGAGAGGAACGAUUGGCAAACAAUUUCAGUCCACCUGAAUCGCGGCAACAACGUCUUGUACUGGAGAACGACAGGAUUCCCACUGGGCAACACAGCGCUGAAGCCAGCCCUCAUCAAAAACAUUUUCAUCACGGGGGUGGCCUACACAUCUGAGUGCUUCCCUUGCAAACCGGGGAGCUGCAACAACAAAGCAGGUUCCUCACGCUGUGACCCGUGCCCGAGGAACACGUACUCUCCCAGAGGAGCCACGUUUUGCCAAGCGUGCGACAAAGAUUCAUAUUCAGAGACGGGCUCGGGUUCGUGCAAGAAACGUCAGCCGUGCUCGGCGAAGGACUAUUUCAACACCCACACACCGUGUGACAGCGGUGGCAUGACUCAGAUCAUGUACAAGUGGAUCGAGCCCAAACUCUGCAACGAAGAUGCCAAAGACGCUGUAAAGCUCCCUGCGUCGGGCACAAAGGAGCCAUGUCGACCUUGUAACCCGGGAUUCUUCAAAGCUAACGGGACCGGCUGUGAGCCUUGCCCUCACGGCUUCUACUCCGACGGGUCCACCGAGUGCACCAAAUGUGCCAUCGGAACCGAACCGGUGCUGGGAUUCGAAUACAAGUGGUGGAAUAGUUUGCCAAAGAACAUGGACACUGCCUGUUUCAAUGGGAUCGAUGAAGAUUGCAAAGAAAUAAAAGGAUGGGAGGUGGCCGGGGAUCAUGUGCAGAGUGCCGUGGGGAGAAAUGAUAACGACUUCUUGAUGCUGAUAUUGACCGUUCCUGGGUUUAGGGCGCCAGAAUCAGUGGUAAAGGACACAGAGAACGCAGAGAUCGCACGGAUCACCUUUGUCUUUGAGACCAAGUGCACAGCGGACUGCGAGCUGUAUUUCAUGGUGGGCACGAGCAGAGCGACUGCAAGAACUGCGGAGAUCUGGUCUGGCAGCCGAGGGAAGCAAUCCUAUACGUACGUCAUUGAAAAACACUCGUCCCUGGCUUUUGUGUGGGCAUUUCAGCGCACGACUUCCUUUGACCAGGGACAAAGUUACUCGACGGACGUUGCCCAGAUCUACUCCAUCAACGUGACCAAUGUGAGGGACGGCGUCUCCUCGUACUGUCGGCCAUGCGCCCUGGAGGACACAGCCUCAGGUUCGGCCUGUGUCGCCUGCCCGCUCGGACAUUACAUCGACAAGGCCUCCAGCAAGUGCCGGGAGUGUCCCCCGAAUACCUACCUCAAAGCUCACCAUUAUUACGGAAAGGAAUCUUGCGUCCCGUGCGGUCCUGGUACCCGAAGCAGCUUGAACCACACUCUUUGCUACAACGACUGCAAGUUCGCUCAACACCAAGGGAGCAAGACCUUACAGUAUGAUUUCAGCCUUCUCAGCAACGUGUCUUCUGUCACAAGUGCCCCCCGGUUCACCUCGAAAGGAGUGAAAUAUUUCCACUACUUCAACAUUGGCCUUUGUGGGUUCCAGGGAAAGAAGAUGGCGACUUGUGUGGACAACGUAACAGUUGAAGGGAUCACAGAGGCAUACGAAGGUUUCACUGAAGUUAUCUCGUCUUACAUCUGCCAAUCCACCCUUGUACCUACGGACGUGAGGGGAUUUCGAACCAUCACGUCAUCUCAUCCCAUUAACCUGGCAGAUCGGUUGUUGGGAGUUACGAGCGAAACGACUCUGGAAAAUCUCACUGCUGAUGGCAAUCUGUUUCCUGUUAGUAAAGCCAGCAGAACAUUGCCCGACAUCAUAUAUUUUUACAGGUCCAGUGAAUCAACUGAAACCUGCAAAACCGGCAGAGCUUCCACGAUACGAUUGAGGUGCAAUCCCGCGUACGCUGGGUCAGGAACCAUUUCAGUUCCAAGUGGCUGCCAAGAAGGGACGUGUGAUGGUUGCACCUUUCACUUUCUGUGGGAAACAGCUGAGGCCUGUCCGCUGUGCUCAGCGACGGAUUACCACGAGAUAGUCGGGGCCUGUGUGAGUGGAAUCCAGAAAACUGCUUUUGUCUGGUGGGAACCGAAGCUGUGCAAAGGGGGGGUUGAGCUGCCAGAGCAAACGGUGGAAACUUGCAAGGCAGUGGACUUCUUCCUGAAAAUUGGAAUAAUCACGGGCUCCAUCACUGCUUGCUUAUUGGUGGCCACGACGUGUUACUUCUAUAAGAAAAACCAGAAGUUGGAGUACAAGUACUGCAAGUUGGUGAUGAACUCUAAUGUCAAGGACGGUGAGCUGCCGGCAGUGGAUAGCUGUGCUAUAAUGGAAGGCGAAGACAUGGAAGAUGACCUUAUUUUUAUGAGUAAGAAAUCGCUGUUCGGAAAGAUCAAGUCAUUUACCACUAAAAGAACGUCAGAGGGAUUUGAUUGUGUUCCACUGAAAUCCUCUUCAGAAUCGGCAGAUUUGGAAUUGUAACCUGAUUAUAUUUUUUAAUC
Molecule: messenger RNA, 2783 nt
Organism: Callorhinchus milii (elephant shark)
Lineage: Eukaryota; Metazoa; Chordata; Chondrichthyes; Chimaeriformes; Callorhinchidae
Gene: elapor1
Product: endosome-lysosome associated apoptosis and autophagy regulator 1
Exons: 20
Coding region: 16-2763 (915 amino acids)
Biological process (GO): positive regulation of vacuole organization; autophagosome assembly
Cellular component (GO): trans-Golgi network; late endosome; lysosome
Source: RefSeq, a predicted model, not a curated record